Molecule: messenger RNA, 2233 nt
Organism: Carica papaya (papaya)
Lineage: Eukaryota; Viridiplantae; Streptophyta; Magnoliopsida; Brassicales; Caricaceae
Source: RefSeq, a predicted model, not a curated record
GCUACAGAAACCAUCAUAGCAAUUAAAUCAUUAUUAUCUAACCAAACAAUGAAUCAUUAGCUAAACCAUGCAAUUAUGCCUACAAAACCUCAUUAAAUUAUUCCCAGCGUUCUCCAAACAGUCAAUGAUUAAACACACAAACAACCCUUUAAAAUCCCUCAUCUUGUCUUCUUCAACCAUUGGUGUUGGUUGUUGGAUCAUACAUCCGAUAUGGGACUUUAUGAUCACUGCCUUCUCGCACUACUUCUGUUCCUCUGCAUUAACCUGUCUUCUUCUUCAUUUAGUCAAGGCAAAGAGCCAAGGUACGUGACUGCAGAUGCGGAAGAAGUCUCAGGCAUGUCCUUUGAGUACAUUGUAGUCGGGGGAGGGACCACCGGCUGUCCCCUGGCUGCAACCUUGUCUGAGAAAUUCUCGGUAUUGUUGGUAGAACGCGGCGGCUCGCCUUAUGGGAAUCCUCUGAUCACAGACAGAGAGUCCUACGGGUUCUCAUUGUUACAAACUGAUGAAUAUUCGUCAGUUGCACAAGGUUUCGUCUCCGAAGAUGGUGUCGGCAACUUAAGAGGACGAGUUCUUGGAGGAUCCUCAGCUAUAAAUGGUGGUUUCUAUAGCCGGGCGAGUGAGGAUUUUGUUAAGCAAGCCGGGUGGGAAGAAAAAUUGGUUCAAGAUUCUUAUAAAUGGGUGGAAUCCAGAGUUGUUUCCACACCUGAGUUAACUCCAUGGCAGACUGUUGUUGAGUUCGGUUUCCUUGAAGCAGGAGUUCUACCCUACAAUGGAUUCAGUUUGGAGCAUAUCCCAGGAACAAAAAUCGGAGGAAGCAUAUUUGAUCAAUUCGGAAAAAGACAUUCCUCAGCCAAUCUUUUAGAAGCUGGGAAUCCUAGUAACAUUACAGUACUUCUGAAUGCAACAGUGAAGAGUCUCAUCUUCCAUGAUAGGAGUAAGCAAAUUAAUAACAUACUAGCAAGAUUUCUUAUCAAGAACAAAUUUUUCUUCACUGUUAAUUCACAUACGAAGUUCUCAAAGGUCAUUUUUAUUGCAGGUGAUGGAAAUGAGAGCAGAGUCUGCGGGAUAAAGUAUAUGAAAAGUGAUGGCAGCACAGAUCAAAUCUAUGAAGCUUACAUCAAUCAGCCAGAGAAUACAAGCUCAUGGGGUGAUGUUAUUUUGUCAGCAGGUGCAUUAGGCAGUCCCCAGAUCUUACUCUUAAGUGGAAUUGGUCCAAGAAAGCACAUAGAGAAGUUCAAUAUCUCAACCAUGGUGGAUCUGAAAGUAGUUGGAAAAGAGAUGAAAGACAAUCCUAGCAUUGCUCUUCUGGUAGACCCUUCACCAGAAUCACCACAAAUUCGACAACCAGAGCCGCCACUAGUUGCAGCCAUAGCAAGCAACUUCAAAUUCAUAAUAGAAGCAGGAGUUAUACCCAUUAGCUUCAAUUCAACAAGGAUGCCAAUAGCUGCCAAGAUUGCAUUUCCUGAAUCUAAAGGAACGCUCAAGCUACAAAGUACAGACCCCAGGAAAAACCCUUUGGUGAAAUUCAACUAUCUAACCAAGAAAGAAGACUUGGAUGAAUGUGUAAACAUGGUAAGUGUGCUUGAGCAUGUUGCAAGAUCAGAAUCAGUAUCGUUUUUCCUGGGAAAUCAGCCUCAACAUAAGUAUCUGACGAGGAGUGAAGAUGAACUUAAACAGUUUUGCCGGGAUAAUGUGAGGACCUAUUAUCACUUUCAUGGCGGCUGUGUUGUUGGAAGGGUUAUUGACCAGGAUUACAGAGUCCUCGGGGUUGAAGGAUUAAGAGUAAUAGAUGGAUCAACCUUAAUAGAAUCACCAGGAACAAAUCCAAUGGCUACCCUUAUGAUGCUGGGAAGGUAUCAAGGAAUCAAAAUACUCAGGCAGAGGAAAAGAGUUUCUGCCUUUGUCACUCAUCGUUCUCCCUAAAUAUCAACUGGGUAUUGAUAUCUUGUAUCAGGGAUAGGAUCUUUACAUUUAUGUUUGAAACAAACAAAUCUGCUAUAAUGAAAAAAGGAAUUUCCUUACAAACUUCCGAAAAUUAUGAAAUUUGGAAUUCGUCAGUAAGACAACCAAUCAAAUGAACAAGAUUGUUGGGCAGACAGCAAAAAUGAAACCAAAGUAAUUAACUUAAUUUCUAGAUUUGCAAAGAAAAUUAUUCAGAAAGGAAAAAAAAAAAAAAAAAAUUCCCAUGUACACGUAAUUCCCUUUGAGAGAACAAAAAGAAGCAAGGAAGAAA